AUGGCCGCCCGGAGCCGUGCACCUAAACCCGCCACCCCGGCAAACUACAAGGGCUUCGUGGCGGGCGUGUUCUCCGGGAUAGCAAAGCUCACGGUCGGCCACCCGUUCGACACAAUCAAGGUCCGGCUGCAGACCACCGACAGCACGCGGUUCAGCGGGCCGCUGCAGUGCGUGAGCCAGACGAUACGCAAUGAGGGCGUGAGGGGCCUGUACAAGGGCGCCACGCCGCCGCUCGUGGGGUGGAUGUUUAUGGACUCGAUCAUGAUGGGCAGCUUGACGGUCUACCGGCGGCUGCUGGCGGAGCAUGUGUUCACACACCUCCCGGCCUACGGCCACGGGCUGGCGGGCAUCCUCGCCGGGUCGACGGUGAGCUUCAUCGCCGCGCCGGUCGAGCACAUCAAGGCGCGGCUGCAGAUCCAGUACUCGGCCGCCAAGUCCGGGCGUCUGUACUCGGGGCCCUUGGACUGCCUGCGCAAGAUCUACGCGCACCACGGCGUCCGCGGCGUGUACACGGGCCUGUCGGCCACCUUACUCUUCCGGAGCUUCUUCUUCUUCUGGUGGGGCUCGUACGACAUCCUCUCCGGGGUCCUCCGGGACAAGACUAGCCUCAGCACUCCCGCCGUCAACUUCUGGGCUGGGGGGUUAUCCGCACAGGUCUUCUGGAUCACGAGCUACCCCAGCGACGUGGUCAAGCAGCGCAUCAUGACGGACCCGCUGGGCGGGGGGCUGGGGGACGGGGAGAGCAGGUUCGGUAAGGGCAGAGGUGCCUGGGCCAGGGCCGCGCGGGCGGUGUAUAGGGACGCCGGCGGGUGGAGGGGGUUCUGGAGGGGGUUUGUGCCCUGCUUCCUGAGGGCGUUCCCGGCGAAUGCGAUGGCGCUGCUCACUUUUGAGGGCAUCAUGAGGACGUUGCCUUGA
Microdochium trichocladiopsis is the source of this 915-nucleotide messenger RNA. Its product is annotated as mitochondrial carrier domain-containing protein. NCBI's taxonomy places the organism in Eukaryota, Fungi, Ascomycota, Sordariomycetes, Xylariales, Microdochiaceae. Gene Ontology annotation, biological process: transmembrane transport. The record is from RefSeq and is a predicted model, not a curated record. The transcript has 3 exons. Gene Ontology annotation, molecular function: transmembrane transporter activity. Bases 1 to 915 code for a protein of 304 amino acids.